AUGCACUACACCUCCAUCGUUCCCUGCAACGCAACGUCGGCCGCAAUCAUCCAGGCCAGUCUCGAGGUCUCGACACAAGAGCUUGCGACGUCUGGAGCCGCCUACUGGGCGUCAGCCGCGUGCUUGUACUCGUCGAACUCGACUCUGAUGGACCAAGCCUGGAAGACUUGGGUCAGGAUCAAUAACUACGGCUACAUUCCUAGCGCCGGCGCCGGCAUCUUCUUCCUCGCCGCUUUCGGCCUCUCCUUCCUCUUCCACGCCUACCAGCUCAUCCGCUCGCGUCGCUGGCUCUACAUCUGCACCGAAGUUGGUCUCGUGUUGGAGUUGUGGGGAUGGGGGACGAGGUACCACGCGGCGGACGACAUCACGACUGGCUACGUCUUUCAGCUGGCCGGCUUAACAUGCGCUCCGACGAUGUUUGCAACGAACAUCUACUGCCUCUUCACCCAGUUCGCUGCGACGCAAGAUCCGGCUGUUCUCCACGGCUUGGGUGCUCGCAAAACUCAGCGUUGGUUAAUCAUCGUCGAAGUCCUCACCAUCGCCGUCCAAGUCGGCGGAGCCUCUCUCGCGGCAACAGCGGGUGGAAGGUCAUUGUUCAACAUCGGCUGCAACAUCAUGCUCGCGGGAAUCAUCCUCCAGCUGGUGCUUACCGUCGUUUUCCUUGCCGCCGUCGUCGCCUACUUUACUCGCCUCCGACGCGCAACGGAUGAGCGAGUCUUGAACGUGCGAAACCGGAUCGGCUUUCUCUUCUGGGGCAUCGUGGUGAUGGACGCCUUGAUCAUCAUCCGUGGCGCGUACCGCACUGCGGAGCUCACAGGCGGGAUCUGGGGUCCUAUCGCGACCAGUCAGGUCGCCUUGAUCCUCGGCGACGCCAUCCCGAUGUUGCUCGUCGCCUACGGCCUCAACGCGACUCACACCAUGUGGACCGUCGUCCCGUUCGAGCGCGCAAAGGAGCACGAGUCGAUGGACAUCAGCCUCGUUCGGCGCCAAACAAGCAACGGGAGCUUGGAGAAGACCGAGGCUGCGUACUAG
Messenger RNA from Rhodotorula toruloides NP11, 1032 nucleotides. RefSeq names its product RTA-like protein. The record is from RefSeq and is a predicted model, not a curated record. Bases 1 to 1032 code for a protein of 343 amino acids. The transcript is spliced from 9 exons. Lineage: Eukaryota; Fungi; Basidiomycota; Microbotryomycetes; Sporidiobolales; Sporidiobolaceae. Gene Ontology annotation, cellular component: plasma membrane; fungal-type vacuole.